AUGGCCGAUCCAUUGUCGUUGACGGCGAGCAUUAUCACUGUGCUCGGGGUUGCGGGCGCUACGGCGGCAGCUGUGCAGAAGGUCCAGGAGUUCAGGAAUGCGCCUCUCGACGUGAUUGCGCUGGGAAAUGAGAUCACCGACGUUCGCCUGCUUUUCACCGUGAUCGAGAAUACGAUUGAGUUGAAGACAUUCAAGACGACCAGCAUCGAGACGAGCGUUGGUCUGCUGGCAUUGCUUGAGCGAGCUCGUGACUUGCUUGAGCAGAUCCAGCUCAUCCACCAGCGGAUCCUUCCUCCUGGCCCGGUUGGCAAGCAAAAUGGCGACAAGCCCAAGAUCUCAAGGAGGCUUUGGGUCAAGGAGAGGAAGAACGUUGUCAUGCUCCUGAAGCAUCUUCGCCAGACAAGACAGAACCUUCAGACAGCCAUAUCGUCCGUUACAUGCCAUCAAACGAGCGCAAUCCCCGAAGCACACAUGACAAUCCAGACAUCGCUAGAUGACCUCAAGACAAGCUUUGCUGCACGCUUUGACGAAUUCAAAGCCGAGUUAGUCAAUCUCCAGAAGCCGCAGAUUCAGAAUGAGGCCGACGCCGACCCGUCACUGGAGAAGACUCCUCAUCUCAAUAGACAGAGUAGCUUUUCCAGUUCCGCGUCGACGCUGAUUGGAAUAACUGGUUGUCAAUCUGUGACCAAGUGUCAGACGACGUGCCCUUGCAACUGCCACGUUCGAACGGCAAUUCGGUCGCCAACCUGGGUGAGAGGUGUUCUUGGCUCUCUAUUCCUGAGCUACGCCGGCUCUCCGAUCUCUGGUAGGCCAGAUUGCAACUACAUGCCGUGUCAGCGGAGCAAGAGUGUGGGGACAGCAUACACAUACCACUUCCCCAGCUGGAUGGUUGCCAAGGCUGUUUUCUUUGAGAUGUCCAAGAACGACCUCUUGGGAUACAGUGCCUCGUGGACCCUUCACAUUCCCAAGGUUCUGAGUGAUGGCGACCCCAUUUGGAGGUUCAUCAACUACGGGACCGUGCCUCAAGUCAUCGAAAUUCUAUCCAAGAAGGUUUCGGCGUGUGAUAUGACCGAGAUGGAAGUCUUCUCCUACAUUACCGCCUCGAUGAUGGCAUGCGAGAAGGUCCUCCCGCCGACCGCCUCCAAGGAGCGCAUCGAAAAGCAAGAUCAGCUCCGCCAAGUGUUCCAAGAUGAUGACCUUGCCGAGACGAUGGACUUCCCGCCCUUGACACUGGCCAUUCUUCGCCUUCCCGAAGCCGACUUUGCGACUCACCUCGAUCUCAAUUUUGCCUCAAUCAACAUCCAGGAUACGCUCGGCCGCACACCCCUCAUCUGGGCGACAGCGCUCCGAAAGCCUCUCAUCGCCCAGCUCCUCGUUGACUACGGCGCCGACACAUCCCUUACCGACAAACAUUCGAAAACGGCGUUGCACUGGGCCAUGAUUUCGCAGUCCAAAGACGUCGCAGAAGUUCUCAUCAACGGCGCCGCCAAUCUCGAAGCCAGGGACGUUUUCGGCCGAACGGCCCUGCACGAAGUAGCUAAGGUUGCGCAGAGCGCUGACAUGAUCAACCUCCUCCUGGACUCGGGUGCCGUCCUCGACGCUAAGGAUGCCCGAUAUGAGCGGACGCCGCUUUACCUCGCGACAUACCAUGGCCGCACGGAAAACAUGACCGUGCUUCUAGAUAGGGGAGCGAACAUUGAAGUCGUGGGGCCCAUAAGCGGGCAUACGCCGCUGCUGGCUGCUGUGGCUUACAACCGCUCGGCAAGUGUUGAGCUACUCCUGGGUCGAGGCGCAGACAUGUCAGCCAUUGACAAGGACGGGAGGAACAUCCUGCAUAACGUGGCGAGGUAUGGCUCUGCUGCCAUUAUGCGAGCCAUGACUGCUAUCAUGUCAUUGACCCCUCGUGGCUGUGUUGAUGUUGAGCUGGUGGACCAGAAGGGGCUCACUGCUGAGGAGUACUUCCUGAAGCACAGAAACGAGUACUAUAAUGGUGAAAUUUCAGGAGAGGAGGAGAAAUGCUGGGCUGAACUCAUUCGAGUUGCGCGUGAUUGA
Verticillium alfalfae VaMs.102 is the source of this 2052-nucleotide messenger RNA. RefSeq names its product B-cell lymphoma 3-encoded protein. Lineage: Eukaryota; Fungi; Ascomycota; Sordariomycetes; Glomerellales; Plectosphaerellaceae. The transcript has 4 exons. Gene Ontology annotation, molecular function: protein binding. The record is from RefSeq and is a predicted model, not a curated record. Bases 1 to 2052 code for a protein of 683 amino acids.